Messenger RNA from Paramuricea clavata, 219 nucleotides. The record is from the annotation of a GenBank genome assembly. Lineage: Eukaryota; Metazoa; Cnidaria; Anthozoa; Malacalcyonacea; Plexauridae.
AUGUCCAAGCUAGAAAAAUUCGAAACUAUAGAAAAGAAUGUCAAGCCUCUAGACGACGAUUUUAAAUCAAUUAAAGCUUCAUUGGAAUAUGCAGACACAGAGGUUAAAGACUUAAGGAAAGACAGUGAGGCGCUGAAGAAAAGUGAAAAGCUACAAAGAAAAGAGUCGAAAGGCUUGAAAACGAUAACGCCAUUUUACACAAUAGCAUUAUUGAUCUGA